UGUCCUCAUCUGACCAGUGAGAAAACAGAGUCCAGAGAGGUAAAGUGACUCACCAAGGACACACAGCAAGGCCGUGCAGAGGUAGAGCCUGCGGGCCCUGGGUGUGUGCAUCUUCCUCUUCCCCGACACAGGGCUGACCCACAGGGGAGCCCACUCUAGUGACUCAGGUCUGACCUGCCCCGACCCCUCUCACUCCUCUGUUUCUUACAAACGAGAAAACGGAGGCUCAGGGGCCCUAAGUCACCUGCCCGAGGUCACCCAGCCUUCUGCACGGGGGCUGGGGAGCCCGGGGCUCACACUCUUCCUGCUCCUGUUCUGGAAUGCAGCCUCCCAGAUCCCCAGCCAGGGCUCCGAGGCUCGGGGGCUCGGGGCGCCUGAGCACCGCCCCCAGGGCGCCCGGGUGCAGGAAGCUGCAGAUGCCCUGGCCCCGGUGCCGCGCCUCUCCUGCUCCAUGCUCGGAGCAAGGAGGGAGGACGGCUCCGGGCGGUUGGCAGAGCGCAGCGCUCCGGCUGAUGGAGAGAUUACUCCUAAGCCUCCCUCCCCCCGCAGGACCAUGCUGGCCGUCCCCGCGGACCUGGAGAGUCCGCGGCUGAGGCAGGACACAAGCCCAGCUCCUCAGCGCGACCUCAGACCCUCACCUCUCAGGAGGGGGGGCUUCGGGGUCCUUCUGACGUCCCCCGGGCUCUCCUGCAGCUGCCGGAGAGAGAGGCACAAUGAAUGAACUUCCCGCUCCCGGGGGAGGAGAGGGGAGAGACUGACUCUGCCGGGAACCGCGGGGUUGGCAUUUUCUUCUCCCUUCGUCCCCACCACAAACCGCCCCUCUCCUGGCCCCUGGGCUGUGGGCUCUCCUUGCCUGGCAGAGAAGCCGCUGCAAAUGAGCUCCGUGAGACAAGAGGGCUGUGCUGCUUCCCCUGGUCCUAGGCUGUGAGCGAAGUGACACAUGCAGCAGAGCAGGCUGCCGUGGGGCCAGCCAGUGUGGACUACACCGGCGUGAGUCACUCUGCACCAUCCACCAGAGUCCAGCCUGCUCUGAACUGAGAGGAACUUUUAUUUCCAUCAGCUGCCGAGUCCUCCUCCUGACUGCGGCGUCUCUGCAAAUACAGGUGCUCCCACCGCUCGCGGGCAGGGACAGCUCUGGCCAUGCCCGUGCCUUCGGGAGAUGGGGUCCUGGGCCUCGGACACCCUCACGGUGGCUCCUACAGCCCCCUGAGCCAGCUCCUGCCGGGCCCCCCGGAGCCUCGGUCGGCCAAGGGCCUGUACUACCGCCGGGCCCGGAGGCUGGGCGUGCUGGAGGCCCCCCCGGAGGCGGACCUCAAGAAGGAAGUCCUGGUCAACGUCGGGGGCCGCCGGUUCCUGCUGCCCUGGAGCACGCUGGACGCGUUCCCGCUGAGCCGCCUGAGCCAGCUGCGGUUCUGCCGCAGCCGCGAGGAGAUCGGGCAGCUGUGCGACGACUUCGACGAGGACACGCAGGAGUUCUUCUUCGACAGGAGCCCCAGCGCCUUCGCGGGGAUCGCCAGCUUCCUGGCGGCCGGGAAGCUGGUGCUGCUGCAGGACACGUGCGCGCUGUCCUUCCAGGAGGAGCUGGCCUACUGGGGCAUCGCGGAGGGCAGCCUGGAGCGCUGCUGCCUGCGCAGGCUGCUGGGGCGGCUGGAGGAGGUGGCCGAGCUGCGCCGCGAGGAGGCCCUGCAGCGGCAGCGCGAGGCCGGCCACCCCGCGGGGCGCAGCUCGCGCUGGGGGCUGUGCAUGAGGCAGCUGGGCGACAUGGUGGAGAACCCGCGCUCCGGGCUGCCCGGCAAGGUCUUCGCCUGCCUCUCCGUCCUCUUCGUGGCCACCACGGCCGUCAGCCUGUGCGUCAGCACCAUGCCCGACCUCAGGGCCGAGGAGGACAAGGGCGAAUGUUCUCACAAAUGCUACUACAUCUUCGUGGUGGAGACCAUCUGCGUGGCCUGGUUCUCCCUGGAGUUCUGCCUGCGGUUCGUCCAGGCCCGGAACAAGUGCCAGUUCUUCCAGGGGCCGCUGAACAUCAUCGACAUCCUGGCCAUCUCCCCGUACUACGUGUCGCUGGCCGUGUCCGAGGAGGCCCCGGAGGACGGCGAGAGGCCGCCGAGCAGCAGCUCCUACCUGGAGAAGGUGGGGCUGGUGCUGCGCGUGCUGCGGGCGCUGCGCAUCCUCUACGUGAUGCGCCUGGCGCGCCACUCGCUGGGGCUGCAGACGCUGGGCCUCACGGUGCGGCGCUGCGCGCGGGAGUUCGGGCUGCUGCUCCUCUUCCUGGCCGUGGCGGUCACCCUCUUCUCCCCUCUGGUCUACGUGGCAGAGAAUGAGUCCGGCCGGGUCCUGGAGUUCACCAGCAUUCCCGCUUCCUAUUGGUGGGCCAUCAUCUCCAUGACGACGGUGGGCUACGGGGACAUGGUGCCCCGCAGCGUGCCAGGCCAGAUGGUGGCCCUCAGCAGCAUCCUGAGCGGGAUCCUCAUCAUGGCCUUCCCGGCCACGUCCAUCUUCCACACCUUCUCCCACUCCUACCUGGAGCUCAAGAAGGAGCAGGAGCGGCUGCAGGCCCGCCUCUGCCGCCUCCAACGCGCCAACUCUGCCAGCGAACAUGAGCUCCUGACCGACGUGGACGACCUGAUGCUGGAGGGCCCCGCCUUGCCCAUCCCCCAAGUGUAGCUCAGAAUCCCUCCCUCCUGAAUGCACCCUGUAGCCCCAGCCCAUCCCUCUUGCUGAACCAAGCUCCAGAACGCCGGGGUAGACCAACUGGCCGCAGGUCUCCAGAGCUCCAGAGAGCCUCCCAAGCAAGGAGGCUGCCCAGCCAGCCUUCCCCAGCCACCUGCCUCCUCCCCUCCUGCCCAUCUGCUGAGCACAGCCCAUCCUCCUGAGCCAGGCCAUCUCCCUGCCUUCUCUCUUCUCCCCAGCAGUCUGCAGCAUCCCACUCUGGGACCUGAUGCCAUAGAACUGGCUAAAUGAUGAGCUUGCAGAAGCCCACUCUUCCCUAGGACCUGCUUUCUUGGGCCGCAUCACCACGGGGAAACCCUUCUGCGAGACCCCCGCCCAGCUCCACGUGCCCUCAACCUAACCUCCACCUGCGGAUUUCCCGAGGGGGCAGCUGCCAGCCCCCUGCUCCAGAAGCUCUGUGCCAAGAAGGCAGAACUAGGCUGGUGUGGGGUGCGUGGCCUCAAGCCUGCCAUCCUCUGGCCAACCUGGGACCUGGGCGCAGCACACUUGCCAGCAGGACGCAGAAAGCCCUCCUUGGCUGGCCAGGCUCUUGGGGGGACAUUCUGCAGCCACCCAGCCCUUGGCCUUGACAGAGGCCGACUCUCCCGGGGCUCUGUGAUGUCUGCUGCAGGGACCUCAGCUCUCCAAGCUCAGCCGAGACACACGGACACAGAGCUGCUGCCAGGGUCUACCCUAGCUGGCUCCUGGACCAGGCCACGGGACCGACGUUCUGUUUAUGUCUAGAUGUGUGCAUUCCUCUGUGGGUUUAUGGGCAGAUUAACCCUUGGCACCUGGGAGAGAAGCCAGGCUGAGGGCCACAGUGCUGGAGGAGGCAAGGGGUCCUGAGAUCAGGAGAGAAGACAAGGACCUCUGGAGCAGUGGACGCCUAGAGGCCCAGAGGCCCAGAUGGGCUGAGUGCUCAGGGGCAUUGGGGGGAAAGUGGGUUGAGAUGAGAGGAUGCAGACCCGCGGAGCUUUGUAGAGGUGGUGUGGACAGACGGUGGGUGAGGACGGUGACAAUGGUCGAGAGGAUGUGAGACCAGACUGAUUGGGGGUGACUGAGCAGAGAAGCAGGGCCUGCAGGGGACCUCCUCCGGGGAACUCACCAGACAAGGACGAGUCACCUCUGGAGUCUCUCUCGUCUUGUCUCUCACGGAGCACACCUAGAAGAUGUCCCCAUGGCACUCCCCAGGAGUGACAGGGCCCUGCACUGUUGGUCUCUGUUGGCUGAACGUACACUGGGCUGGGAAAGUGCAUGGGACACAGAUGAGCCUGGGCCGGGAAUCGGGACCUGCGGGUACGGCAUGGCCUCACAGGGGGUGGUCGGCACGUCAUCGCUGAUGACAGGUCCCUUGCUGUUAGCUCCUUCCUCUGGUGUUUAGGCCUCUCUGUGCCAGGCCCAGGUGGCCCUACCACAACACACAGCCGACGGCUCUGGCACGGAGCACCAGCACCGAGCCUGAAGUGAGCUUUGGCCUGGCAAGGGGCCCUGGAUUCCUUCGACUCCUCAGAUGUCCCCCCAGCGGUGCAGGCACAUGUCCCCAGCCCUUUACACCUCAGCAGUCAGCAGGUCACCAAGCUGACAUUUCUCCAAGUAAGCUCUAUGCAGAGUGACACGGUGGCCACCGCCCAAGGAAAGUCUCUACCAUUCCUACUUCUCACGGGCCGCUCUGCUCUGGGAAAUAGCUGGCCAAGUCUCACAGGCAUUGGGUCAGGUGCUGGGGACCCUGGAACAAUAGCCAUGAGUCUCUUGUCCCAGGCUGAACUUUUUCGUAACUACUCUUGGGCAAAAUUUUAAAAAGACAAAGGCUCCCACUUACUCUCUUCCAGGGGCUGGACAACUCGGUGCCCCUGAGGCCUGGACUUGUCCCUCCCUCCGUGACUUUGGGCAGCCCUCUUUCUCUGGCUAGAUCCUGACCUGGGGUGUUCCGACUAGAGCUCCACAGACUCCCUUCAGGGCCUCGUGGCAGAGAAGAUCAGCCAAGCGGCCAGAGCUCUGCCAGCCAGGGCACCACCCUGGCCACCGGUGACGUUUGGAAUCAUGCAAAAAUCUCUAGACACCUUCUCCCCCCAGGCAGUGCCUGCCCACAGCCCCUGGAGCUGAGGGGAGGCUCAGCCCUGGGACCAGAGCAGAAUCCUCAAGAGACACUAGAAGACCUGGGUCCUUGGAAGCCCCCACAUCUGCCCCCUCUCCUGACUGAGGACAUGUCUGUGCCGCGUGUCUGCUGCGGUGACUCCUAACGGCAGCUCUGCUCACCACUGUGACUGGCUCCCACCUAGAGGUCUCCACUGUCCUUGGUCCCCCCCCACCAGGCCUCUCCACAGAAUGCGCCAAGGCUAAAGGAAAAGUUGACAACCAGCAUCAGAUGAGCCACCGGCAUCGCCGUGAGGUUCUGCAGUGACUGCCCACGCGCCUGGGGGAAUUCUCCACUCAGUCUGAGAUGGUAAAUUGCAAUCAGUGGCUUGCACGUGGGGCUUAAUUAAGGCUCUAUUUUUUCUGCUGCUAGUGUCCCAGGAGACGGUCUGAGUCGCCUUGGCCUGUCCUUGCUGGGCAGCCUCUCCUGCGUGCGGGUCGGGAGUGUCCAGCUCCUGCAGGCAGCGUCUCCAUCCCCAUUGGCUGAGAGGGCCUGCGGACUCCAGAGGGCUCCUUCUCUCUGGGGCCACAGGUGGACGCUGUCCGCUGAUGGCAAGGAGAAACGACCUCCACUUGGAGCCAUUUUUCAGGUGGUACCCGUCCAGGGUCAUGUUCCCGGCGAUGGCUGCCGUUUGGUUCAGCGACCCUCUAGCUGAAUGGCGAUGAGCCCGAGCAGCAGGUCGGGAGGAUGAGUGAGAUCUGGAAUGGUUUGGAGGGAUUCCAGUGGGGCUGCACCAGGGAGUGUCCCAGGAACCCACCGACUCUAUGUUGAUGGCUCCUAGGACUUAAGACUAUGGGAGUUCCAUCAGACUAAGUUAGUCUAAAGAGGGAGCGUCCACAGGGCCCAGAGGGGUGGGCCUCUUGGGAUGACAUGCAGGUGGAAGUGCAGAGUGGCCACAGAGUUCACCAGUUACUCAAAGGAAUCACAAUCCCUCAAAAAGAAUGAAGAACUCUAGAGUAAAUCAACUCCCUCAUUCUAAGAUGGAGAGAGGAAGGUUCAGAGAGGGAAGACCACCUGCCCAGGGCCACACAGCCAACUCAUCUAGUCAGCUCCACCAUCCUGAUUCCCAGCAGAGCACCCUUUGAGGGCAUCCUGCUGCAGCUCUCAGGCUACCAGGCCACUGUGUCCUGAGCAGAGUCAGCAGCAUUGUCCAGCACAUUGUGCAACACUAGGCCUGGGGGUCCACUUCUCUGGCCCUUCCUUUCCUCACUUAUUCCACAGGGACCAUGCAGGAGAGGCCGUGGGUCCUCAUCAGCUGGGGGCAGCUGUGGACAGGAGAGCGCUGAGAAGGAACCAGCUGUGGACACGUCCCAGGCCGCGAAGUGGCUCCUUGGCAAAGCGGCGAGUGGCUCAAGCCGAAUGUGUCCACUGAUGUCCCUCCCUGCAUCCGCCCACAAGCCCCUGCCUGCCCACCUGCUGCCACACCCCCAAUCUCCUGGCCGCUGGCAGUGGCUGCCCACCACACAGGCCCCUGGAGCCGCCUCCUGAACCCUGGCCCUCUUCUCCCUGGAUCCGGGGAUGACAGGUGUCACUGCUGGACGACUGCUAGGCCCCCACAGUGGGCUUUUCAACAUUUUCUUUGGAAAACCCGUCAAACACACAAGAAACACUGCAAGAACAAAAGUAGUGGUAGAAGACCCCGAUCCACCUUUUCACCGGUGCAUCGACGUUUUUGCCCCGUCUUUAUUGUCCUUAUCUGCGAGUCGCAUGUUUUCCGGAGCCACGGAAGAGCAGGCUGACCGCUGGGGGCCUCCGCUCGCAGAUCUUCAGACGCCUCAGCCGCCCGCCCCGGCCCAAGCGCUCCCCGCAGGAGUCCCCGGGCGGUUCCAGAGGUCUGGGAACAUUUCCAAGUAUGGGGCGUCCAACUGCCUAAGCGAGCUGUGUCCCUCUCGGGUGUCAUGUCUGGGGGUACCACGUCCCUUGUCAGUGAUAGGCAAGCCCUUUGGUUGGAAAUGACCCCAACGCUGGCAGGGGACUGGAGACUGAGAAAGGAGUCCAGGGGCCUGGGAGUGCUGUGGCUUGGCCCAGGGAUACUCAGAUCCAAAUCCAAAAUGGACCUGCUCCUCACCCCAGGCAGCAGGACAGGCCGCACGCGCUGACUUGGCUGGGCACGUGCUGGCCACUCCGGCCACCUGUGUGCGGAGGAGGGCAUGUCUUUCUUGCAGGUGAACCCGUUCCCAAGGCUCAGCACAUCAUCUCUGUCCGCCUGUGACAAGAAGGGCACUCUCCGUUGUCCUUCCCAGAACCUGACCCGCUUCACCGAUUUUUAGAACUAAAAAGACUUUAAUGAUCACUGGGUCCAACUUGCCCACUUUACGGGUGUAGACAGGCCCAGAGAGGGGAUGUAAUUGGGCGAGCCCCACAGCCAGUGCUGGCAAAGCCCGGACUCGGUCAGGCCCUGGAUUCGCCGUCCCGUGCUCCCAGUUCUGGGCCACCCGAUCCUGCCAGCGCCUGUCUCUGUGCAGCAUCUGACAUCCAUCCAAGGGGCACCUCCAGCAAUGUGACACAAGGAGCCCAGCCCUGGCCUGCCUCCCACGGACUCCAGAGAAAGGUGGCGGCGCCCGUCAGCUGCCAACCUCCGUCACUCACCUUUGCCACAAGGAGAACAAAGCCGCGGGGACGCUGGGCUCCAUGUGAUGAGGCUCGGGAGAAUCUGGGUGUCCUGAGCCAAAAUCAGCCAAUCUUGCUCUUCUCAAGACUUUCCUGGUGCUCAGCAGUGGCCAACCUGACUGGGGUCCCUUUGGGGAAGCUCGGCACUUUCACCUGGCACCUUCCUGGCUCAGCCUCCAGGGGCCCUCACCCCCAAGUGCCCCCGGAGAAGCAUUAAAGAAUAGUAAGAAGUGAGGCUGGGGCUUCUCUGCGUGUCAGAGCGGGUCCAGUUAUAGGCUGCUGGGGCUGACCUUGGGCAGGUGGAGGAUCCCCUGGAAAGGCAGUGGCAGGGCCAGGGGCCCCCAACCAGGCCACCAGCGAGACCAGGGCCAUGAGUUGAGUGUGGCCAAGGCUGGUUUCUGGGGAAGUGUUUCUUUUGCAUCUACUACGGGCCAGGCGUGGAGAGGCGUGAGCAGCACAGGAGCCUGCAGGGCCCAGUGGAGGGGGAGGGGAGGGGGGAGGGCAGCCCUGAGCCUUCAGAGAACACACCCCCACAGCUUGAAGUCCCAGGACCGUGGAGGCCCAGGAAAGACGGGGAGUGACCACCGGUGGCCUGGGAGGGCCAGAUCUGGCCAGGCUCCUGGAGGGGCGUUGCUGGCUUCUCAGGGACCUUGGGUUCCUCUAGAGCCAAUCUGGGGCAGGAUGGGAGUGCAGCCAUCACAUGCAAAGAUGGUCUGUUAACUGGAAAACCAGCCCUGGUACCACGGUCAAAGGAAACAGCGUUUCUUGGAACAAAGGUUGGCACCUGGGACGCACUGAAUCAGGGGGGCGCGGGGGCCGGGAAGGCAGGAGCAGGGGACGGGCCUGACGAGGGGGUUCCACGGAGGUCGGGUUCCGGGGCGGCUCACUGGCUGGGCAAAGCCCUGGAUCACUCAGCCCCUCUGAGUGGCUAGGGGUGCCCAACACAGCAGAGGCUCCCAACGCUGCUUUGCCUCAAAGACCCGCGUCAAGACCCACGUUGACCCCAGGGGUCCUCCAAGUCCAUGAGCAACCCACCCUGUGGCCUGCCCCGUGGCCUGCCCUGUGGCUCCCCACUCCUCCCCACUCCACUUCCUUCCUGGGUCCUGGAAAACACCAGCAGGGGGAAGGGGAGACGGAGGAGAGCAGCCAGGCCACGUGGCGGCCACAGCAGUGUCGGUGGGCCUGGUCAACCCGUUCACACUGACUGGCAGAUGUGGUUCAAGCCCAGGGGGGGCUUGGGGAGGCGGUGUAGACGGGGAAACCCAGGGGCACACGGAGCAAGAGCACAUUUCUCUCCUGUGCCACUCUCCCCCCCUGAUAACAGCUCAACACGCUCUAGAGCGCACUUGUAAAUACCAGAAUGACUCCUUUCCAAGUUCAAGAAGCCCUGUUCUGACUUCAUUAGACAAAUAAAUGAGUGAAAAAACAA
Ictidomys tridecemlineatus (thirteen-lined ground squirrel) is the source of this 8882-nucleotide messenger RNA. It is a transcript of the gene Kcng4, whose product is annotated as potassium voltage-gated channel modifier subfamily G member 4. Gene Ontology annotation, molecular function: delayed rectifier potassium channel activity. Gene Ontology annotation, biological process: protein homooligomerization; action potential; potassium ion transmembrane transport. Gene Ontology annotation, cellular component: voltage-gated potassium channel complex; membrane. NCBI's taxonomy places the organism in Eukaryota, Metazoa, Chordata, Mammalia, Rodentia, Sciuridae. The record is from RefSeq and is a predicted model, not a curated record.